Molecule: messenger RNA, 2919 nt
Organism: Closterium sp. Yama58-4
Lineage: Eukaryota; Viridiplantae; Streptophyta; Zygnematophyceae; Desmidiales; Closteriaceae
Source: the annotation of a GenBank genome assembly
AUGGCGAUCCUGCAGCGCGCCGAGCCGUGUCUGGCGUCCCUGCUCGCCCUGCUCCUCGUCCUCGUCCUCUCGCAGACUGCCACGCGUGCUGCUCACGAGGAUGGCUCAAGUCCCGAUGCGCUCAGCACCCUCAGAUUCGGGCGGCGCAAGACGCUCGUGAUGCCAGGCCUACCGCCCGUGUCCACGGGGCUGCUGCUACCCCUCACCCCCAACAUGUGGGCGUCCAUCCGCCGCCGCAACCCCAACUUCCGCCACGCCAGCGUUGGCUUUGUCCCCCCUUUCACUGGCAACGGCAGCAGCAACGGCAGUGGCGAGGGUGCAGCCCCGCGGUGGACGUACCUUGACCGCGUUGACUGGCAGCAGCGCCGCAUGGUGCGGCCUGUGCAGAACCAGGCCUCCUGCGCCGCAUGUUGGGCGAUGGCAGCGGUGGCAGCAGUCGAGUCGCUCUACGCCAUCGCCACCAACUCGCCUCCCCCCGCCAUCUCCACCCAACGCCUCCUCGAGUGCGCCCCCAACACCCCCCGCACCCCCGCGCUUGCCGGGGCUGGGAGUGGGAGCAACGACACGGGAGGAGGGGGAACGUGGCUGGAUGGUUGCGAGGGGGGGUGGUCCGCAGAGGCACUUGAUUUCAUGGCGGUCACUGCCCUCCCCUCUGCUGCUGCUGUGCCUUUCAUCGGAGCGCGGGGUACCAAGAACGCCUCUCGGGGUUCCCUCUGCCUGCAGCAGCAGCAGCAGCAGCAGCUGCAGCCGGCGCCGCCGCUGGUGUAUGCUGAUAACUCCGUGCCGUUCACGCGCCGUACCCCUUAUAAGGGCCCCUUUAGCAUCACAAUGUUCGAGGAGACCGGGCUGGAGGGGUACCUAGGGAUGAUCCUGGCGCUGCAGCGACAGCCCGUGGUGGCGGCCCUAGAGGCGGACCAGCCUUCGUUCAUUCAAUACGAUGGGUCUUUUGUCUACUCGGACCCCUCCUGCUUCCUCAACGGCCUAGUGGACCACUCUGUACUCGUUAUAGGCUACGACCUCACCGACCCCACACCGCACUGGAUCGUUCUCAACAGCUGGGGCUCCUGGUGGGGGCGCUGGGGCACCAUGCGCCUGGCCAUGGCAGGGGGGGACGGCAUAUGCGGAAUUCACUCCAUGCCGGCCCUUUACCCGGUUAUCACCACUCCUGAUCCGUGCUUUCCCAUCAACCCCUGUGGCGGGGGGAAGUGCGGUGUGGAUCCUGGGACUGGGGGCAACACGUGCGAGUGCCCUGAGGGGUUCCGGGUGACUGUUAACAUCGAUGGGUCGCAGUCGUGUGCGCUGGCCCGCCGCUGUGGCUUCUCCAUGGUGAAUCCCUGUGACACGGGCACGUGCAUCGACAGCACCACCAGCCCGGGCGGCUACUCCUGUCUCUGCCCGCCGCCCACCCAGCGCGUCAACAACACGGACGGCACGCAGACCUGCGUGGUGCCGCCCCCGCCUCCCCCCACCAACUACUGGGACACCCCCGGCGCUGGCGGUGGUGGGGAAAGCGGCGGCAGCGGCGGCAACAGCGGCAGCAGCGGUGGUGUCGGCAGCGGUGGUGUCGGCAGCGGCAAUGGGGCAAGUGCAGGGGUGCGGAGAGUGCGAGUGGUGGAGGGGAUGACGUGUGGCAUGCUGGCCCUCACCUUCUGCAUCGCAGUGGACCAACUCCAGCAGACCAACCCUGGCAUGGACUGCAGCAAGCUGGAGGUGGGAGCGACUGUCACAGUGAACACCACAGCGGCAGCCACCGUGUGCUCACUCUCCUAUGCUGCCUCCCUGGGGGACACAUGUGCUUCGAUAGUGGAUCUCUUCAAUACAAGCACAUCCGCUCUCCUCGCUCUCAACCCCCAGCUCGACUGCACCGUUCCCUUCUCCUCCAGCCAAUCGAUCUGUGUGGCAGCUGCAUUGACCCCUCUCCCUCGCCGCUGCGCACGCUGGUACACCCCCCAGCCGGGCGACACGUGCCCCACCAUCAUGCGGUCCGUCGCCUCGCCUCCCCUCCCGCCCGCCCACUUCAUCGCUCUCAACCCCGGCCUCUCGUGCUCGCUGCUCGACCAACCUAAUGCCACAGUGGGCGCUGGAGUCCAGGUCUGUGUGAAGGCGGCUCCCAAUUGGACGGGAGCAAGUAAAGCCAGCCUCAACAUUCCUGAAAACAGUCAGCGCGUCAUCGCUCACAUCCGCUUCCACCCGCCAACCCAAUCCCAGUUUCAUACCAACUCUGUUUCUUACUCCCGCUCAAUAAUCUCGCCAUCCCUUUCGUCGCUCAUGGCCCUCAAGCAGCACGACACCUUUGCGCCAGCUUCUCACAACACCCGCUCGAGCCGAAUGAUCCGCCAGAUCAAGUCCUCCUCGUUCCAUCGAGAGGCCGCGCACACCUUCGAUACGAUCGACCUCGACAAGGACGGCAAAAUCUCCGCCCACGAGCUCGCAACUCUCCUAGCCCGCCUGGAUAAUUCCCUUGCCGAGUCGACGCCUGGACGGCGCGGUAGUUCGCGCGAGGCAGGAGGCGAUCUGAUUGGCUUCGCGGAGGAUGUGAUUCGCGAGGCUGACGUGGACGGUGACGGAAUGAUCGAUUUUGAGGAGUUUUUGCUCUCGGCGCGUGCAGGCCCGUCCCUGUUGGGCGAACAUUCCGUCUCCGUUGCAUCGUCAGAUGAGGAGGAGGAUGAAUCGGACGGUGGGGGUAAUUCAGAAAAGGAUGUGAGGGAAGAGGAUCUGUUUCGCGCGUUUGAAAUCUUCGACCUGGACGGCAACGGUGUAAUUUGCCCAAAGGAGCUGCGAUACGUGGUUGGUGUCCUUAGCGGGGAUGAUUUGACUACGGAAGACUGCGAAAGGAUGAUAAAGCGUGUGGACCAAGACGGGGACGGAUACGUGGAUUAUGACGAAUUCAAGACCAUGAUGGCCGGGGUUUUCGAUUGA